GUCUGACCUGACCCCCCCCACUCCCCUCAGCUCCUCGCCCUUUUCCCCUCAGGUUUUCCUGGCCCCUGUUGCCGCUCCUGCCCCAAGGAACGAGGGAAGAGGACCUCUGUGUCCUGUGGGAGGAGAAGAAACCAAGGGAAGUGGAAACGGGGAGCUGGACAUCUUGGAAAGCAGGUGCACGUGUCUUCAGGAGGCUGAUGAGGCCGACGGCCCUUAAAAAAAAAACGAAACUGGGGAGGAUUUCGGGCCAAAGACGCAUAUGGAAGUCCCUCCUUACUGAGAGAAUGUGGCUCAGGGAGGUGUUCCUGGAUGCUCUGGUACAUCCUGGACCUGAUUGCCUUUUGCUCAGAGCUUUCAGCAUUUCAGACCGACUUCUGUGGCAUGAAUGGUAGGAGCAUCUGGGACUGACAGGCGGCCGUGGGUGCCCGAGGAGUCCAGCUGCCACAAGCGGAGCUCUUCCCUGAGCCCUUUCCUUUCUCCUUGGGGUCUUCAUUCAAAAGGUGAAAUGUCAACAAAAGUGCCAAACAUUAAACUGAAAAUUGACCCUCGGGAUCUGCAGAUCCAGACAUUUACGGUGGAGAAAUUACUGGAGCCGCUGAUAAUUCAGGUUACAACAUUAGUGAACUGUCCACAGAAUCCUUCUAGUAAGAAAAAGGGCCGUUCCAAAAGAGCUCGUGUCUUGCUUGCUUCUGUGGAAGAAGCCACUUGGAAUCUGUUGGACAAGGGAGAAAAAAUUGCCAAGGAAGCAGUUGUGUUUAAAGAGGAACUUCAGGCGGCUCUCGCUGAUGUGCGGAAAGAGAGUCAGGCCUUGCAGGUGUCGGCAGAGGCGUUCACCAGCGAUCCCUGCUCCCUGCCCAGGAGACAGGCUGUUGUCCCAGCAGCUCGUGCCCUGCUGGCUGCUGUCACCAGGCUCCUCAUCCUGGCCGACAUGGUGGACGUGGCCUACCUGCUGCAGCACCUGAGUGUGUUUCAAAGAACAUUUGAAUCUUUAAGAAAUGUAUCCAGUAAAUCUGAUCUACAGAAAACCUACCAAAAGUUUCAAAAAGAUCUGGAAAAUCUUGAUUACUUGGCAUACAAACGUCAGCAGGAUUUGAAAUCUAGCAAUCAGCGAGAUGAAAUUGCUGCAGCACGUGCAUCCCUGAAGGAAAAUUCUGCUUUCCUACAUUCAAUAUGUUCAGCUUGUUUGGAACAUUCAGAUGUUGCAUCCCUUACAGCCAGCAAGGAUUCAAUUUGCAAUGAAAUACAGAAUGCUCUCAAUGUAAUUUCUAAUGCUUCCCAAGGAGUUGGAAAUAAAAUGGAGCAACCUGCAUCUCGCACAGCUACUCUUGGAAGUGCACUUGAUGAGCUUGAGAAUUUGAUAGCCCUGGAUCCUCUGGUGGUGAAGGACGAGAAGGUGAGGCCGUCCCUGGAGCAGCGGCUGGAGGCGAUCAUCAGCGGGGCGGCGCUGCUGGCCGACUCCUCGUGCACGCGGGACUCGCACCGCGAGCGCAUCAUCGCCGAGUGCAGCGCCAUCCGCCAGGCCCUGCAGCACCUGCUGGCCCAGUACCUCUGCUCCGUGAGUAACCAGCACAGGAACCUGCUGGGGGCUGCCUCAGCACCUCCUGCUUGGGGAGAGAAGUGUUCAACCAACAAUUAAAGCACGCUUUAGCGUUUCGCUACGUGCUCUUUAAAAGGUUGGAAGGGACUCAGUUUGCUGAGAACUUUCUGGAGAAAGUUUUUCCUCCAGAAAUCUAAGCAAAAGCUAAAUACACGUCCCCAGGAUGAGUUGUGUUAUAUGGUGUAUGUGAAGUCUGUGGAAAAUGCCAUACCACAAAUAAACUGUACGUGUUUGGGUUAUUUUAUGCUUGUUGUGAGCUGUCACUGGUUCACAACAGACAAUCCUUUAAGUGCCAGAAACAAGAAUUUCUUCAUAAUGCCACUUCUAGACUAGAGUUUGAAAAUGUAAUCUCUGUUCCUGCAGAAUGCAACGAUUUAAAUAAUAGUUUUCUAAAAGGUAAGCAAUCUGUUAGUGUUGUUUUCAAGGAGGGUGUUGACACCAGAAGAGGAGAAGAGCACCGAUUUACAAGUGUUAGAAUGACUAAAUUGCUAUAUUGGGAAGACAGGAGUGUUGUGUAAAUCCAGAAAUCUGGUUGUCUGACAUGCUUAUAACUGUGAGUUGUUGGAAAAGGAACGUAGUUUGCAUUUUGAAAGUGAUUUUUCUUUUAGAUUCAAAGAAUGGAUUUGACACUUGUUACGUCUGGCAGGUAAAUGUUGAAACAGUGGAGACUCAAUACUGUUAAUAUGGGUACACAAUGCUAAUCUCAUGCUUUUCAUCUGUAAACAUUUUCUGUAGGCAUAAUGUUCUUUUCUAAAGAUAUCUCAGGAUGAUUCAUCAAGCACAUUGAGAGAACAAUUGUGUGAUACAGAUAUUUGUUCCCUUUUUGGGAAGCUGGAAUUCCUUUCUGUUCUGUAAGUCAUAGCAGUUAAUACAGUCUAAAGCUGUUCUAAUGAG
Parus major (Great Tit) is the source of this 2491-nucleotide messenger RNA. RefSeq names its product catenin alpha 3 (gene CTNNA3). Gene Ontology annotation, molecular function: beta-catenin binding; actin filament binding; cadherin binding. The transcript has 8 exons. Lineage: Eukaryota; Metazoa; Chordata; Aves; Passeriformes; Paridae. Gene Ontology annotation, biological process: cell-cell adhesion; cell migration. Gene Ontology annotation, cellular component: adherens junction; fascia adherens. The record is from RefSeq and is a predicted model, not a curated record. The coding region runs from base 386 to 1636 and encodes 416 amino acids.